Messenger RNA from Cydia pomonella (codling moth), 2370 nucleotides. RefSeq names its product homeobox protein CDX-1 (gene cad). Gene Ontology annotation, cellular component: nucleus. The record is from RefSeq and is a predicted model, not a curated record. Gene Ontology annotation, molecular function: DNA-binding transcription factor activity, RNA polymerase II-specific; RNA polymerase II transcription regulatory region sequence-specific DNA binding. Gene Ontology annotation, biological process: cell differentiation; animal organ morphogenesis; embryo development. Lineage: Eukaryota; Metazoa; Arthropoda; Insecta; Lepidoptera; Tortricidae. The coding region runs from base 129 to 851 and encodes 240 amino acids. The transcript is spliced from 3 exons.
CGUUUCGUUUCGCUCAGUCAGUCGCGAGUGUAAUCAGGUGCACGUUGGUUAUUUUUUUUAUUCUGUGCUCCCGUGACCGGAGUGUAGUGACAGCAGUGUAUGUGCGAUGCCCGGACGGUGAUCGAAGCAUGGUGAACUACGUUAACCCGCUCGCCAUGUACCAAGGCAAAGGCGGGCAGUACGGUGCGAGUGGCUGGUACGGUUGGCAACCACAGAACUUUGAGGAACAGCAGUGGUGCGCGUGGAACGGCGCGCCGGCCGGGGGUGAAUGGGUGCCGGAUCCACAUCAUUUUCCUAAACGGGAACCGGGGGAACGAGAGAUCGGGGAAAUGCCCUCGCCGGCGCGAGGCGACCUCGCGAGCCCCGGCGAAGGCUCGCCAGGCUCGCGGCCCUCGCAGCCGCCGGCCGCGCCGCGGUCUCCUUAUGAGUGGAUGAAAAAACCCAACUAUCAGACGCAAACGACGCCAGGUAAAACAAGAACGAAGGACAAGUACCGGGUGGUGUACAGCGACCACCAGCGACUGGAGCUGGAGAAGGAGUUCCACUACAGCCGGUACAUCACGAUCCGGCGGAAGGCCGAGCUCGCCGCCAGCUUGGGGCUUUCGGAGCGACAGGUAAAAAUCUGGUUCCAAAACCGACGAGCCAAAGAGCGAAAACAGGUAAAGAAGCGGGAGGAGGUCGUGAUGAAAGAGAAGGGGGAUCACGCGUCGCUCCAGCACGCGCAGCUCCACCACGCCACCAUGCUGCACCACCAGCAGAUGAUGAACGGCAUGAUGCACCACCACCACUACCACCAAGGCGUGCUGCAGGAGCCGCUGAUGCCCGGCGUGCCGCCCGUGCCGCUCCUGUGACCCCACGACGACUGUGCUCACUAUGACUACACCUAGUGACUUGUGAGGAUUGACUGUGAAUCACAAUUUUCUCUUCGCCAUGAUCUUUGAAUUUGUGAUAAAUUAAGUGCAAUGCUCUUGCGGGAAUUAUUAUAGUUAUGCCAGUAGGCAUGUUUGUAAAUCAUUAAUCGAAAUGCCUUUUUAGAUGUAAGUUGUCAUGCUUUAACAACUAGGAGCCGUACAUAGAGCUUCGUCAGGUAUGUUUGAGCACGGGUUCUUUUUCCAAUGAGGAAUCCAUUUUAAACAGUGACAUAAGUUAUUUGAACCCUAUGGUUAGAGAAACCGUAUUCAAAUAUUAAUAUCUCUUGUUAGUUUGUAUUCAGAUCCUCGUUCUUGCCUCUAAGGUAUUUAUGGUCUGCCUACCCGCGAUACUACAAGCGGAUUAUUAUAUAAGAAUUGUAUGUAUAUCGCAGCUCUUUCAAUACUGAAAGAUAUAAAAAAUUGUAAAUAUAGAUGCCUAUAUUUUUUUAUUACAUAGUACUAAUAUUUUAAUAAUCAUUUCUCACAGCUACAACUGUGAACCGCGUGGUAGUUGAGAUUAUUAAAUAUGUUCGUUUUAUUUAAUCGUUUUAGUUACAAAUUAUUGUCAUUUCACUAUCUUGGAUCAUUUAUGAUAGGUAAUAUGAAAUCAUUGUUUUAAGUGAAAUUUAAUUUCAUCAAGAAUCUCUUAUAAGCUAUUUGUUAGGCCAGUAAGACGGACGUUUGUAAAAUGUUUGGUGGGACAGUCGUGACUCCAGACACAAACAAGUAAAGGGUAAGGAUUUAGGGCUCUUCCAUGAGGAUACUGCCUUUACCCCUUAAACUCCUUUUGUGUUUUGACGGUAUGCACAUUUGUCUCAUCGGCGCACUUACCCAACAACCCUUUGCCUCUUCUUUGCUCCAUUUUGUGAGUGAGUUGAGUUCAGUUCAAUGCCUCUAGAAGGCGUCAUGGUUUUGUAUAUCAUGCCAGUCUGUUCGGUUUGUUCAUGUAAUAGCGUACGAUUUGUAACGAACGGAUUUUAUUCAAUAGGGAAUUAAGAUGUCUUUUAGAGGGAUUGCCUUGACCAGGGCUAAGUUUGCGGACUACUUUUAAGUUCAAUGAGAUUAUUCUUAGACGUAAAUUGUUCUGUAAAUAUAGUGUAAGUACAAGGUAGAUUAACUGUAUACAUACUAAUACUAAUUUCAUAACUUAUCAAAAUAAUAAGAAAAUCUUAAUGUAAUUUAAUUCGACAAUUUUGAGUUUAAAUCAACUUCGUAUUUUCGGUAUUAGCGUAGGCGUUUUGUUUUGGACGGGUUCAAUCAAAAUGAACAAUAAGUAGAUAAUUUAUUUGAAUCAGUAAUUUGUUUCAAAUCAGCCCAGUGAAUGGCUUGUAUAGUUUGUGCUUGUUGUAUGGAGUUGUUGUAUUGAUGUUUGGGAGUUGUUUGUGACACAAGAAUUGUUAGUAUGUACGCACCACUAUCACAACACGUUUGAUAAGCUAAAUAAAUUCAUGUUAAUCUA